This is a messenger RNA of Ananas comosus (pineapple), 1489 nucleotides long. Its product is annotated as eukaryotic translation initiation factor 2 subunit alpha homolog. The record is from RefSeq and is a predicted model, not a curated record. Lineage: Eukaryota; Viridiplantae; Streptophyta; Magnoliopsida; Poales; Bromeliaceae. The coding region runs from base 171 to 1193 and encodes 340 amino acids. Gene Ontology annotation, molecular function: RNA binding; translation initiation factor activity; ribosome binding. Gene Ontology annotation, cellular component: eukaryotic translation initiation factor 2B complex; eukaryotic 48S preinitiation complex; multi-eIF complex. The transcript has 6 exons.
CGUUUUACCCGAGUCUUCGCUCAGUAACGAUCGACUUCUUUUUCCCCGAAAGGAAACGAACGUUUCUCCGCCUCCUCCGAAACCCUAGCCCUAACCCUUAGAGCUCCACCCCGAAGCGAAAACCCUAGGAAGGAGGAGGAGGAGGAAGAAGGUGUGGUGAGGAAGGAGCCAUGCCGAACCUGGAGUGCCGCAUGUACGAGGCCAAGUACCCGGAGGUGGACAUGGCGGUGAUGAUCCAGGUGAAGAACAUCGCGGACAUGGGCGCCUACGUUUCGCUCCUCGAGUACAACAACAUCGAGGGGAUGAUCCUCUUCUCCGAGCUCUCGCGCCGCCGCAUCCGCUCCGUCUCCGCCCUCAUCAAGGUCGGGCGCCAGGAACCCGCCAUCGUCAUCCGCGUCGACCGCGACAAGGGCUACAUCGACCUCUCCAAGCGCCGCGUCUCCGAGGAGGACGCCCUCGCCUGCGAGGAGCGCUACAACAAGAGCAAGCUCGUCCACUCCAUCAUGCGCCACGUCGCCGAGACCCUCGACCUCGACCUCGAGGACCUCUACCUCCACAUCGGGUGGCCUCUCUACCGCAAGUACGGCCACGCCUUCGAGGCAUUCAAGUUGAUAGUGUCAGAUCCCGAUUCGGUUCUUGAUUCCCUCACGCGGGAGGUGAAGGAAGUCAGUCCUGAUGGGCAAGAGGUGACUAAGGUUGUUCCUGCAGUGACCCCAGAGGUAAAGGAUGCCCUGGUGAAGAAUAUCAGGAGGAGGAUGACGCCACAGCCAUUAAAGAUACGUGCUGAUGUUGAGAUGAAAUGCUUUCAGUUUGAUGGUGUUCUCCACAUUAAGGAAGCUAUGAAGAAAGCAGAAGCUGCCGGGACCGACGAUUGCCCUGUGAAGAUUAAACUUGUUGCUCCUCCUCUCUAUGUUCUCACAACACAAACUCUUGACAAGGAGCAAGGUAUAUCAAUUCUCAAUUAUGCGAUAAAGGUUUGUACGGAAGAGAUAGAACGCCACAAGGGGAAACUUACAGUGAAGGAAGCACCAAGAGCUGUGAGUGAACGGGAUGACAAGCUACUCGCGGAACACAUGGCCAAGCUCCGGACGGCCAACGAGGAGGUUGAUGGAGAUGCGGGCAGCGAAGAGGAGGAAGAUACAGGGAUGGGAGAACUUGAUGUGGAGAAUUCUGGUGUAGGUAUGGAUGAUUAAAAUAUCAACUAUCUAAUGAGGUUUUGAGCACUCAAUCAUCUGGGUUUUCUUGUAUAGCAUCAGUUAGCAUGCCAUCCAUAUAUUUGUCAUUUGUCGAACUUAAAUUAUAAUAUUGGAUUUCCUUAGACUGUAAUAGGUUUCUUCUCUGAUACUUCGCCUUUUUAGAUUGUACUACAGUUUUGAGUGAAAGCUUUGUUCCUAUUUUUAAGUUGUGCUCGUAUGCAUGAAUAUCUUGUGCAGUAUCUCCCUCUCUUUCUUGGUUUAUUCAAGAGUUGUGUUGUCGAUGAUGGAAAGUA